ACUGUUGUCGGACCCACCUGUCAGUCAACCUCUAGCCUGUAACCCGUUCCCCAACCUCUCGCGUUCGUGUCCAUCUUCGAAUUCGAGCUCCUCCAUCUUCCUUCACCCUCCUCUCUCUCGCUGUUUGAGGAGAACUACCUGCUCCUGCUCCCUCUUCCGCUCCUCCGCGCUCCCGCUCGCCAUCCCCAGGCUUCAUUUCGGACGGGGAUGGACGACUACGCCCGGGAGAUGAUGGAGCUGAAGACGCUCGUCACCCGCACCCUCGAGAAGAAGGGCGUUCUCGCCAAGAUUAGGGCUGAGCUAAGAGCAAGCGUGUUUGAAGCCAUUGAAGAGGAGGAUCGGGUGAUGGAGAAUGAUGAUGGCGGUAAUCCUGCUUUGCUUGGUAGCUGUAAUGACCGGGCUAAGCAACUGCAUGCUUCACCUUCAGGUAGGUUACUAACUGCACUUGUUUGCGAAUACUUGGAGUGGGCGCAAUUAAGUCACACAAUGAAAGUUUACUUGCCAGAGUGUAACCUGCCCAAGGACUUCUGGAAGAAUGAACUGAAAGACUUCUCUAACAAAAGUGGAGCUGAAGGGAGCAGGAGUGCUGAAAGUGGUCCACUGCUUUUAGAUGUUCUCGAAGGUUAUCUGAAAUAUGAGGCCUGUACUCAAGGUCUCCUUUUGAUGAAUUUGUCUCAAGCAAGGAUGGGCGGCAGGAGGAUGAUGAGUUCAGAAUCUGAUCCAUCACUAAAUGCUGAACAUCGGAGCAUGAGGAGGGCACCAUCAGCAUCAGUUGGGAAUCUGCCUCCUAUGGGGAGACCUAUCUCUUCUUCGCAGCAGGCAUCAGAUCGCAGAGGGGGGUCUUCAGUUUCCAACACAAGGAAAGAUGAGUACAACUGGAGAUACGAUACCACCGAUGAUAUAUCUGAAGAGGUGCUGCGGGCAUCGACUGCCCUAGAAAGUGUUCAGCUAGACCGCAAAUCUCGGAAUCUGCCGACAUCUUGGAGGCAUUCAGGGGAUGGCGCCGAGUAACAAGAAGGCUUUGGAGCUGGUUGCUUGACUUGACCGACCCUGUAUCAUGUAAUUUGUAUGCCACUCAUUUGUGGUGCUUGGAUUGCUGCUAUCUUAGAAAAAGAAGUGGUAAACUGGUUAUGUAUGGUUGUCUUGUAACGAACAAAACAAAUCAAAGAGUUAGGUGCCGUUUGUUUUACAUAUUUGUAACGUGAUGGGUAACUGUGAUGGGUAACUGAUAACGUUAAACCAUGUUUGUUUAAGUCCAACCGUAAUCAGAUACCACAUUAAAAAUUAA
Molecule: messenger RNA, 1288 nt
Organism: Zea mays
Lineage: Eukaryota; Viridiplantae; Streptophyta; Magnoliopsida; Poales; Poaceae
Exons: 9
Coding region: 208-1011 (267 amino acids)
Molecular function (GO): protein binding
Source: RefSeq, a predicted model, not a curated record